Molecule: messenger RNA, 318 nt
Organism: Lolium rigidum
Lineage: Eukaryota; Viridiplantae; Streptophyta; Magnoliopsida; Poales; Poaceae
Exons: 2
Coding region: 1-318 (105 amino acids)
Source: RefSeq, a predicted model, not a curated record
AUGACCACAAAGCUGGUGGAGAUUGUGGACCCGGAUGCGGGCUCCGUUGGAGCUACCGUUUCCUCUGCUGCUUCUGGAGGCGCUGGGUUCGUGCAGGGGAUUGUGACGUACACUGUCAUGGACGACUUGAAGGUGGCGCCCAUGUCGUCCAUCUCUGGGAUCAGCCUCCUCAACACCUUUGGCGUCACAAACAUCAGCUCGCUCAAUGAGAGGACUGUGCAGCUGGGCUAUGCCGAGUGUCUGGAGAUACUGAAGGCGUCGCUGCAAUCACAGACUGUUCUUUCUGACGUGUUCCUUGGGAAGAAGCGGAAGGCCUGA